ACCUACCUUGUGCAAUCGCGGGGUGGGAGCUCCAGGUCGACCCGACUUCCAUCCUUAAACCGAACCAGCUCCCAACACGAGGUACUUCCGAGCAGUACAGCUCUUGCCGAAACAACUAACCACCCAUCCGCACCCGACGUGCUCUGGGAACACGUGUAAACGCGUAGAACGCAGAGAGAUCUCCAUCAUCCAACCGCAAAGACAAGGCCCGGCCAGUGCCACGACCGUCUCGCCGAUACUCGCGGGGCCCUCGAGGCGCUCCCUUCCGGCCACCCUCUGCAACCGCCAUACCUCCGCCGACUCGCUGCCGAUGGAUCAGGCUGCCUCGGUGCUGCUCGACUUCCCGCCUGAGGGCGGGAUUGCCGGCGAUGCGCAGUACCACGCGGCCGCGCAGUCACACAGCCAGAAGCUGGACCAGCUGGCCGCAGCACCCAACUUCCCCGGCUUCGCCCCGCAGCUCCUCGAUCACGUCCAUCCUGCUGUCAAUUCCAAUUCGUACCUGACCCUUCUGAUCGCCGCCCGUGCGGCAGACCGCCUGCCCCAGGCCGACCUCCUAACCAAGGUGGCAACCUUCCUCUCCACAUUCGACGCCCGCCAGAUACGGUACAGGGGCAAGGCAUUCUCGGCUCUCCUCGAUUGGCUUGUCGACGGCAGUCUGUUUCCGGCCUCGGUUGCGGUAGAGCUCCUCACAACAGCGCUCCUCCGGCUCGAUCCGGCGGGCUCCGUGCUCACCUCGCACCAUGUCGCCCUCGUCAAGCUCGCGUACUCGACCGACAAUGUCGCACCGGCGCUGCCGCUCCUGGAGAAGGACGUCGUCUUCUACCCGGGCGUGAAGGGCCUAUUCGAGACGCGGCCGCCGUGUGCGCUGGACCUGCCGCCGGCAUCGUACAUCACGGCAGAGUCGGGGCUGACGAAACUGCUCUCCAGCAGCGACGUCAUGCAGUACGACCUGCUCCGCGGCCUGUGCUUCAUCCGGCGGCGGGCCUGGCGCCCGGCCUUCGACGCGCUGGAGCGGGUCGUCACGUACCCAACGCGCGACACGCACGCGUGCAGCAAGAUCAUGGUGGAGGCGCACAACAAAUGGAUCCUCGUGGGGCUGCUGCUCAACGGCAAGGCCCCGACGCUGCCGGCCACGACGCCGCCGGGGGUUCAGAAGACCUUUGCGACGCUGGGCAAGGCGUACCAGGCGAUCGGCAAGGCGUUCGAAGAGAGCACGGCCCAAUCGCUCAAGACGGAGUUCGAGAGCGUCGGCGCGCAGGUCUUCGCCGAGGAGAACAACCUCGGGCUCGUGCGGCUGGUGCUGCAGCACUACCAGCGGUGGCAGGUGCUGAACCUGCGGCAGGUGUACACCAAGAUCACGCUCGAGGAGGUGCGGGCGCGCACGCAGAGCGCCGAGACGGGCGCGCCGCUCGCCUCCGAGGCCGACGUGGCCGCGCUCGUGCAGCAGAUGAUCGACGAGGGCAUGCUGCACGGCGCGAUCGUGCGGCCGCCGGGCGCGCCGGCCUAUCUCAGCUUCCUGCCGCCGGACGAGGGGCGCUCCGAGGCCGAGUUCGCGCAGCGGAUGGCGGCCACGGCGCGGCGGCUCGCCCAGCUGGAGCCGCUCGUCCGCGCGGCCAACGAGCGCCUCGGCACCAGCCGCGACUACAUCAAGUAUCUGGCCGGCCUGCAGAAGAAGGAGGACAGCGGCCGGCGCGACUACGACGUGGCCUUCAUGAACCAGAUCGAGGACGAGGACCUGAUGACCGGCGUGGUUGAGGGGUUUUAGGUCGAAGGGGUGCUGAUCGGGGGGUGUGUUGCUGGUCCGGGAGUGGACCGCUGC
Molecule: messenger RNA, 1819 nt
Organism: Thermothielavioides terrestris NRRL 8126
Lineage: Eukaryota; Fungi; Ascomycota; Sordariomycetes; Sordariales; Chaetomiaceae
Exons: 3
Coding region: 311-1765 (484 amino acids)
Biological process (GO): ubiquitin-dependent protein catabolic process
Cellular component (GO): COP9 signalosome
Source: RefSeq, a predicted model, not a curated record